CUCUCUCUUUUAUGCCUUUUAUGCCUACCCUUUAAAUUCCUCUCUCUCUCUCAUAUCCUUUUUUUUUCUCUUUCUCUGUUUUUAAUUUAAUUUCCCUCAAUUGUCUUAUUCUCUUCUUGGUUAUGAAGUUACUCGCUCUUUGCUUCAUCGCACUCCUUUCUCUGCUCGAAUUCUUCCAUCGUUCUCCACUUACAUGGAAUGCCCGUUCGUCAGGUCCUCUUCCUCACGCACCUGUUUCUGGUGCUGAAUUGUGUUCAAUGCAUGCGGUGAAUUGUUUUGCUAAUUUGUUGAAGAUUGCAGCUAUAAGAAAGGUUUAGAGGGAGGACUUGUUUUCUUCUUCAUGGGGAAUGGUGACGAUGGACGCUGCAUUUUCCCCCUCACCAGUUUGCAAAUUGGAGACUUGCAAUCUUAUUUUGCAGAUCUUAGUCUUUUCCUUGCCAAUGAAAGUAAAAAAAUGUAUAUUUUGGUGGACAACAGACCAUGGUUGAGUGACCUUGGUUUACGGGGUGCGCACAUUUGGCAAUUGAUGGUUACCAAGUCAAGGUUAUCUCCUUUUGCAUACACCAAAGCCCGAAGAGGGAGAAAGGAAGAAAAGGAUGUUUAUUCACAAUCAAGUAAUUCAAAGAAAUUUACGAGAUGUUUCUCAUUCGUUGAAGCAGUGAUGACAAGGAAGAAAGCUUUACUACCUGUGAAAAACCUAAGGGAGACUCUGCAAUUUAGCAGUGAACUGCAAAGAACUUUGUAUGGUUUUAUUAUAUUUGAAGUUGAAUGGGAAAGUGUUCGUGGUAUCAACUACCUUAAUGAACUUCAGACUGAUACAUCACUGGCUAUAGAAGCAAAACGCAUGAAAAGAUGGGAAUUUGACAGUAUAGCUCAAGCCCGAAGCUGUAUGACUACUUGGUUCUCGGGAACACUACCUGAACUUCUGCUUUUGAAAAUACACCUGGAUUCUGCCUCAGGGGAGAUAUUUUACGAUGCAAGUGAAGAUUUUUCUGGAACAAUAUCUAUUGAUGAUGAUGAGAACAUCUGCAACGAUGGUUUGUUAACUGUCGAGGAUGGUUGGGACACCACUAUUGGAUUAUAUUCUGAUGAUGCUGUAGAAACACCAGGCAUGCUACUCACACCUCCUUCUUCUGGACCCAAUAAGCGAAGAAAACUAGUGAAUUCCCGUUGUGUUUCUGGUUAUAACUCAGUGAAUUUUUCCCGGAGCUCAAGCUUUGAUGCUGUUGAGACUAUUGAAACCACUCAGUAUAGUGAUGUUCUACUAUUAUUUAGGUUUAAUGAUCAUGACCUUCCAUUUAAAUUAAGGGAAGUUAUAAUAUCUGACCUGCGAUUGCUUACUUUGCUAGAGGCAGGCCUUCCAUCUUGGGUCAUCUUCCUUCAGUCUUACCCAGUAUUAUGCAAUCUUUAUCGUCCAUGGAUGUGCCCACUUGCCAGACUUUUAUAUGUUUUAAUCUCAUUAGUAACUGUUCUCAUUGGAUUCUAUGAUUUAUACAAAAAUGUUCCUGUUCUGAAGGCAACUGCUGCUCGUAUAUGUGGACCUCUUUUUGAUUGGGUUGAAAGUUGGGAAAUGGUUUCAAGGGUCAGAUAUUUAGGGACAAUGCUGUUUCUACAUAACUUGCAGAAGGCUACUAGGUGGUUGCUUGCCUUUACACAUACCACAAGAUCCUUUUUUUCUGUUCUUGUUCAACCUCUUUCAGAGGCCCUGUUCGAGAUAUUUGGAUUUCUUCUCCCAAGUUUGAAGUUGUUGUUUGAAUUAGUAGAAAGUAUAUUUUCUGUCCUGUGGCUUGGAAUUGGGACUUUUUACACUCUAGUGGGAGAUAUACUGGAGCUAUUCUUUGUACCAAUAUGGCUUCUGGUUACUUUUAUUUGGAGAAUUGGAACAUGUGUCAUAUAUCCUGUAUUUUUUAUUCUCUGGGAAAUACUGUAUGCACCUGUACGUCUGGUCCUUGCAAUAUCAAGUGUGCUGACUUUUGUAUGUACGUGCAUUUUUGAUGUACUUGGGGAUGCAUGGCAGAUUAUUAGUAGCAUUCUUGAGUUAGCAUCAUCUUCGGAAGCAACUGUUACCACCUAUGAGGUUUCCAUUUGGCGCUCUCUUUGGAAUGACCUUUUUUCCCAGAUUUUCCGUGCUCUCAAGAGUAUUCUAUAUGGGUUUGUUGCUUUUUUCACAGCCUGCAACAGGCAUCGACUAAGCAUCUACAAUCAUCUACAGGAGUUUAUCAAAAGAUUAUACCGGGGAUGCCAAAGAUCACAGCAAUCUGAUUUGAGAGGCAGUAGUACAAAUUCAAUGACACUUCUAUUUGAAGAAGAAGAAAAGAAGUUGGUUUGAGUAGAUAACGCCUUUUCAAAGACUACUAUAAAUUGCAAAACAAGUUUCAUACAGUCCUCACAUAUCGACCUCAAGUACUGGAACACCAGAAUGCCGCAUUCUGUAUCAUUGCAUUUUCAGUGAACUUGCCACGAGUAUAGGAAUUUAGAUAUUCUUUGUUUGUAACAAAUUUUGUUUUCACCUUUUCUCCUUUUGAUCCGUAUUUCUUUUUGUAACACUAUGUUCAGGUAUAUAGUAUGUAUAUAUGUGUAUAGAAAUCUUGUAAAUUGAGUUGAAAUCCGUAAUUUCGGUAUUUGUAAAUUCACUAAUUCAGAGA
Arachis ipaensis is the source of this 2645-nucleotide messenger RNA. NCBI's taxonomy places the organism in Eukaryota, Viridiplantae, Streptophyta, Magnoliopsida, Fabales, Fabaceae. The record is from RefSeq and is a predicted model, not a curated record.